Molecule: messenger RNA, 2036 nt
Organism: Harpia harpyja (harpy eagle)
Lineage: Eukaryota; Metazoa; Chordata; Aves; Accipitriformes; Accipitridae
Exons: 16
Coding region: 73-1356 (427 amino acids)
Molecular function (GO): protein binding
Source: RefSeq, a predicted model, not a curated record
GUUCCCAGUUCCCGGUUCCCGCCCGGCCGCAGCCGCCGCGGGACCCCCCCCCCAGGGAGGGGGGACGAGCCCAUGGCCAGGAAGGAGCCGCUGCUGAGCGCCUUUAAAGGUGGGGUGCUGCGGCUGCGGGAGGACGGGGGGCCCUGCACAGACACCUCGCCGCACCUCGCUUCCUUCUGCCAGCUGCUGGAGUGCAUCCUGCGCAAGGGGCUCCGACAGCCAGCCUGGGGCUUCAGGAGACGGGAUUACUGGCACUGGCUGGACCAGCUUCCCACGGGGGACAGUGGCAGGCCGACCCCUCUCUCCAUCAGCAUCCAGAAAGCAGGCAGCUGCGAGAAGGCACGGACGGCGCAGGGCCACGGGCGGUACUUUCUGCGCCUGGCUCUGCAGGGAAAGGUGCUGGCAGCGGCUGUGCAGCAGCUGGCACAGACCCCCCGGCUCCUGGAGUUUUAUGAUCCGGUGAGCUCCAUCCUCGGCAACGAAGACCUCCUGGAGCCUUUCCUCUCGCUGCUGCUGGUGGUGACAGAGAUGGAUUUCUCCCUGGACCUGCAGAAUUGCAGCUUCUUGGAUGAAAGCUGGCUGCUGCCGGUGUGCAUCACUUACGAGACGGUCCCAUGCCGAGCGCUGGGGAUGGUGCUCAGGUACGUGGACGGCCGAGUCUUUGUCACCGAGGUGCUCCCCGAGAGCCAGGUGGAGGUGGACGAGGUGGUGCUGGCCGGCGACAUCCUCGACGAGAUCAACGGCUGCUCGCUGAGAAACGCCUACAGUGGGCAGGCCGGGGCCAUGCUGCAGAAGCUGAAGGGACAACCGCUCAGCUUCCGCCUGCUGCGGUGGCAGUGGCACGACGGGGGGGUCUACGAGCCACUGCUGCCCUACCUGAAGGUCCUGAAGGAGAAGGAGCCCCGCUUCCAGCUCCAGCGCAGCCCCCGGCGCAGGGGUGAGGGGGAGUCACAGAGGCUGCAGGGGGACAGGCUGCUCUACAACCUGCGGUACCUGGGCCGGACCAGCAUUGGGGAGUACGGUGGCAAAGAGGUGCUGGACCGGGCCAUCCCCGCCGUGCUGGAGAGGCACUCGGCAGCGCGGGAGGUUUUAUUUGAUGUGAAGGAAGCAGAAGUCCUUAUACAGGAGAAGACUUCUUCCAAGCUCCUGUGCCGCUACCCCUACCCCACCAUCUCCUGCGUGGGACGCUAUGUGGACAGCAGCAAUUUAUUCGCCUUCUGCGUGGCCGCUUCCCCAGAGAGCCCUGACGGGAGCACAUUCGACUGUCUGGUGUUUGCAUCGAGUUCUGAGCAAGAAUGCGAGGAAAUCAUCAGGAGAAUGGCUGCAGGAUUUAAGCACACGGAGUGGUUUGUCUGAUAAGGGAGAGCCCUGGCUCCAGCCCCGAGCUCCGGUGGUCCAGCCUUCGCCUGCGACACAGCCGCCCGGCAGCGCUCCGAGCGAGGCAGGCCCCAGCUCCAGGGAGCAGGAGUCAGGGUCCUUUUCAAACUGCUUUCAGGCAGCCGUUGUGGAAGGAAGUGCUGUAAACACGUCCGGUCUGCAAACAAUUGCGUGGACGGCCAGUGUUGACUUACUGCCUGCUCUCUGGUAUAAACCAUUACUGUUCUUCCUCCUGAAAUGCCACUUCUGCCAUGGCACUUUUAAUUUCAUUGAAAUAAAUCAAGAUGAGCUGGCUAAACUACUUCCCUGUGCUACUUUUCUGUGCCAACUCUAGCCUUACUAGUGCAGCCCGUUCUUUAAGAGCUGAGGAGAGCCGGCCUCACAAUUCAAUUUAAAUGUUAAUUACCUGUGUUUCAGAUGCAGCCUGAGCAGCUUUCCUGUACCACAACCUAACAAGGUAGGGCUGUUCCCAGAGGCACUGCUGAGAAAACCAGACCUGUCUCAGCAGAGAGCCCAAAGAGCUGUUCUGAAGUGAAGGUCGGAGUGUAUAAUCCUGUUUCAUCAAAAAAGCUUAGAUGGGAAAUGAGAAUCUUAUUGAGUGCCCAUUCCAGUUUGCUUAGCAGCCCAUAUGCUCUCAGGUUGUAUAAUUAGCUUUUCCA